AUGGCGCCAGAACACCCAGUCCCGGCCGCCCUGGACAAUGUCGAGGACGCUGUCAAUUCUGUCAUGGCGCGCCCUGAGAAAUUCGAUCUCACGCGUUUAUCAAUCCCGGGUUUCAGUGCAGAUGCGAAUCUUGCCCUCGCAGCAUCUGCCAACCUCCAACCUAUUUCCCUCAGACAGGUUCCGAUCCUUGAUCUCUCAUUCUACCUGAUGAUUGACCUGAAUAUCGAUCCAUGCGCCAAAUCCACCCUAGCCUCGACGCAAAACUUGCAAUGUCUAUGCGAUCCACGUACCUCCUGCAGUUUUGCGCAGCUAGUGAGGUUCCCACGCCGAAUUCUCAUGAUCACGGCGGAAUGGGAUACGCUCGCGCUUGAGGCAGAAGAGCUCGCAGAACGGCUUCGACAACUUCCCCCGGCUGGCAUGAGUCACAGUUUGAUCAUGGGUUUGCGCACUGUCUUCAAGUUAGGGAUACUAGGCCUCGCAGCCGCUGAAUCCUCUGUCGUCUCUCUGUAUCUGUGGGAUGCCGAUCCGCAGCCGUUGGCCGCGUCGGUCGUGGCAGCGACCGCUUCAAAGACUACAUAUAGGAUCAACUGUGCUUCGAGUGUUGAGUCCAAGGAGUGCGAGCUCGGCCCCGGCUUCAUGUACACUGCAAGCCCCAGUACUGUGGAGUGGAUGAUUGGAGCACCAUAUAAUAUUGGUCCUGAUGUUUGCUCCAUGAAGGGUACCCUGACUGCUGUCUGCACCGUAGCGGUGCCCACUGAAACAAGCGCUCGAACCUUGACAUCCACCUUGCAUAAGACUGCUGUUACUGUCACCGCUGGACCCUCCGUGACAAUGGCACAAGCUUCGGCUACUGACGCUGGUGCUGAAGGUAGUACCACGUUUCAUACUUCAGAUGUGCUGUCCGAUGCAUCGACCGCACCUGUUAGCACUGGAGGUUUGCCUCAAAUUACUGCGAGGGCCGGACUUGCCCUUGGCGCAGCUGUUGCUUUGGUAGCUGGGGGCUUGUAA
Messenger RNA from Penicillium canescens, 1008 nucleotides. RefSeq lists its product as uncharacterized. Bases 1 to 1008 code for a protein of 335 amino acids. The record is from RefSeq and is a predicted model, not a curated record. The transcript is spliced from 5 exons. Gene Ontology annotation, molecular function: hydrolase activity. Lineage: Eukaryota; Fungi; Ascomycota; Eurotiomycetes; Eurotiales; Aspergillaceae.